Mangifera indica (mango) is the source of this 7510-nucleotide messenger RNA. Its product is annotated as putative disease resistance protein RGA3. Gene Ontology annotation, molecular function: ADP binding. The record is from RefSeq and is a predicted model, not a curated record. The transcript has 16 exons. NCBI's taxonomy places the organism in Eukaryota, Viridiplantae, Streptophyta, Magnoliopsida, Sapindales, Anacardiaceae. Gene Ontology annotation, biological process: defense response to other organism. The coding region runs from base 16 to 4545 and encodes 1509 amino acids.
UCCAACUAUCGAACCAUGGAAAUCGUUCUUCAGCCUCUCGUCUCUGAACUCCUUAGCGGGUUGUUUAAGAUAUUGGGCUCCAGUGAAGUGCGGGACUUUGCCCGGCAACUUGUUGGAAGGGUAGAUUCAGAGAUCAAAGAGCUGGAGAGCAAGUUGCAGAUGGUUGAAGAGCUUCUUGGCAAUGCAGAAGACAGGCAGCUGAGGGAUAAACGAGUCAAAGACUGGCUUGACAAUCUUCAACAUUGGGCUUAUGAUGCGGAGGACUUACUGGAUGAGUUCGCCUACGAAGCUUUGCGACGCAAACGCAAGGCAGAACACCAGGCUAGCUCCAGCAGAGGAUUUAGCUGUCUUCCUGCUUCUUUCUGUAGUCCUUCGUUCGCUGUCCAGAUGGGAUCCAAGAUCAAAGAAAUCAAUAGUCGGUUGGAAGAACUUCGCCAACAAAGAUCACAUGAACGUCAAUUUCAAGACAUUUCUGGAAUGACACCAACUAACGUAGCUGCACCGCAAAACCGAGAGGAAACUUCAAGCGUCGGACCUAAACAAGGUGUUUAUGGCAGAGAUAAAGAUAAAGCUGAACUACUGAAAAUGGUGAAAAAUGGUGUAAACUUUCAAGUAAUAGCAGUUGUCGGCAUGGGAGGGAUCGGCAAAACAACAAUUGCUCGUGAAGUGUACAAUCACAAGGAGUUGGAAGAUUUCAAGUUUGAGAAAAAAGCGUGGGUGUGUGUUUCAACCACAACCACCUUUGACGUUCUCAAAAUCUCAAAGGAACUUCUUCAGCAAGUCUCAUCCUUUGAUCCAAAUAAUUAUAAUUUGAAUGAAGUGCAAGUUAAGUUGAAAGAAGCAGUAAGUGGAAAGCAAAUCUUGAUAGUAUUAGACGAUAUUUGGAAGGUGGAGUACAAGAAUUGGGAACAGCUCAUGUCUCCUUUCACAGCUGGUGCACCUGGAAGCAUGAUGAUCGUGACAACACGCGAUAUACAUGUUGCACAAGAAAUAAGAUGCUCUCAUACUCAUCGAUUAAGGCUUUUAUCUGACGAAGCUUGUAAGUCCUUGUUUGAGGAGCAUGCAUUUGGGACUGGUGCAUUUGCUGUUCCUAAUCAAAUUUCGGAUUCAAUUUACGAGAGAGUUGUUGAAAGGUGUGGCGGCCUACCACUGGCAGCAAAGACCCUCGGUGGUCUUCUACGCUUUAAGCAGAGCGAUAAAUGGGAAAAUAUAUUGGAAAGCAAAAUAUGGAGUACACCUAAUGAAAGCGAUCACGUUCUCCCAGCAUUAAAGCUAAGCUAUUAUUAUCUUCCUUCCAAUCUAAAAAGAUGUUUUGGCUAUUGCUCAAUUUUUCCUCAGGAUUACGAAUUUGAGGAGAAGGAACUUGCACUUUUAUGGAUUGCUGAAGGUAUUGUUCAACCAUCUGAGAAGCAACUAGACGAGGCAAGUGAGUGUUUUCAUAAAUUAUGUUUAUGGUCGCUUUUCCAACAAUUAAGUAGUGAUAGUUCUAAAUAUGUUAUGCAUGAUCUUGUUCAUGAUCUUGCUCGAUGGGCUUUUGAAGGAAUCGGUUUUAGAUCUGAGCAAAAUAUUGUUGGGCCAUUAAAAAAUUUUGAAAAAGUUCGUCAUUUUACUUAUGAACUUGAUCGUUGCACUAAAAUAAAUAAAUUUAAAGCUUUGGAAAAAGCAAAAAGUCUAGGAACAUUUUUGAACGUGAGACCUCGAUGGUGUGGUUUUAUGAGUGCUAUAGUUAUUUCUGAUUUGUUGUCAAAGUUAAAAAUGUUGAGAGUACUAUCUUUUGAAGGAUAUCAAAUCAUUUAUUUACCUGAUUUAAUUGGAGAUAUGAUACAUCUAAGGUAUCUCAACUUCUCUUAUACUAAGAUAAGAAGUUUGCCUGAGUCAACAUGUCAGUUAUUUAACUUGCAAACUUUGCUAUUGAAAGAUUGUUUUGAUCUCAUGAAGUUACCUUCCAAUAUGAGAUAUUUGACCAAUCUAUGUCAUCUUGAUAUAAGUGGUCGAAAUUCAUUAAGAGAGAUGCCACAUGGAAUGAAAAAGUUGAAAAAUCUUCAAGUGUUGUCUAAUUUUAUUGUGGGAGAGGAUACACGUUCUUAUUUGGAAGAUUUGAGGAGUUUAAGUUUUCUUCGAGAGCUUCACAUUUCAGAAUUACAGAAUGUGACAAAUCUAAAUCACAUACAAGAGCAAAUACUAAGCAAUAAGAGCAAACUAAAAGUGUUGAUACUAGAAUGGAGAGAUCAAGUAAACUCACAGGCAACAGAUGUAGAAAUAAAUCUACUUGACAAGCUAAAACCUCCUAUCAAUUUAAGAGAACUCACAAUAAGAGGCUAUGGUGGUGAAAGUUUUCCAUCUUGGUUAGGAGAUUUGUCAUGGCUCUCUAAUUUGCAUGUGUUUACUAUUGAAAAAUGUCCCCAACUUAUUGGAGAAGUUCCUAAUUAUUUUUCUUCAUUAGAAAGAUUUGUUAUUAACGAUUGUCCAAAGUUGGUGGUCUCAUUAUCAAAUUAUCCUAUAGGUUGCAAAUUAGAAAUUAAUAAUUACAAAGGAACGGUGUGUAAUGAUGGUUCGAUUGAUUUUAAGUAUUUGAAUUCUGGAUAUCUUGCAAAUAUUCCAAUGGUUGAAGAUAAAUUAAAGAAAGGUUCUCAAAGAGUAGAUCAUUUGGAGAUUGUUCAUAAUGAAGAGAUUAUAGAGUCAUGGCAAAGUUUGAAAAACACCAAUUUUCUUUCCAAUAUAAAUUCUCUUACGAUUAGUGAGUGUCAGAAUCUAAGAUCUAUUGGAAGGGGCAUGCUACCAUCAUCUCUGGAAGGAUUUCAUAUUAAUUUCUGUCAGAGUCUAACAUUCAUUGAUAGCGAUGCCUUACCUUUAUCUCUAAAAUGGCUUAUGAUUGAAGUAUGUAGAGAAUUGAAAUUUUUGAAGGAUUUAAGUGUUUGUUCUCUUAUUGAGUCCAUAAAUAUUUUUGGGUGUAAAUCUCUCAAGUGCAUAUCAUUAGAUGGUCCAUUGCCUGAGACACUCAACACACUAUUUGUUCAAAGUUGCGAAGCACUGGAAACAUUGUCAUCUCGUAGAAAUGAGUACCUCCCUAAGGCCCUUACAUCCAUCUUUAUUUAUAAAUGUGAAGAGCUAAAGUCAAUUGCUGAGUCCUUUGAUAAUAGCACGUGUCUUCGAGAAAUACGUUUAAUUGAUUGUAAAAAUCUUGAAUCCUUACCUUCAGGUCUACACCAUCUUCCUUGCCUUGAGUUUAUUAGCAUAGGGGUGUGUCCAAAAUUGUCGGUGAGAGAAGCUGUUCCCACCAGCCUUAGACAACUCUUAAUUAAUGAAUGUGAAGAUAACAAGGGAAUGGGAAUGAGAAUGCUCACCUCUCCAAAAAAGUUAGAAAUAUCAUCCCUCCCACAGCUUAAAUCCAUCUCAGACCUGACCAACCUCACCGCUCUUGAAAGUUUGGAUAUCAUUUCACUCCCACUGCUUGAAUCCAUCUCAGACCUGAACAACCUCAACUCUCUAAAAGAGUUACGAAUCUCAUCCCUCCCACAGCUUAAAUCCAUCUCAGACCUCACCAACCUCACCUCCCUAAAAUGGUUGCGAAUCCAAAAUCUCCCACAGCUUGAACUAAUUUCAAAUCUCAGCGGCCUCACCUCUCUUACAGAGUUGUACAUUGAGGAAUGCCAAAAGCUCGAAUCAAUUCCAAGUCUCGGCGGCCUCACCUCUCUUGAAGAGUUGCUGAUCCAUGAUCUCCCACAGCUUGAAUCAUUUCCAAGUUUCAGCGGCCUCACCUCUCUUGAACGGUUGAAGAUCUAUGAUCUCCCACAGCUUGAAUCAAUUCCAAGUCUCGGCGGCCUCACCUCUCUUCAAGAGUUGACGAUCGCUGAUCUGCCACAGCUUGAAUCAAUCCAAGAUCUGAGCAACCUCACCUCUCUUGAAGAUUUACAAAUUUCCAAAUGCCCAAGGAUCAAAUCAAUUCCAAGUCUCAGCGGCCUCACCUCUCUUCAAGAGUUGAAGAUCGCUGAUCUGCCACAGCUUGAACCAAUCCAAGAUCUGAGCAACCUCACCUCUCUUGAAGAUUUACAAAUUUCCAAAUGCCCAAGGAUCAAAUCAAUUCCAAGUCUCAGCGGCCUCACCUCUCUUCAAGAGUUGAAGAUCGCUGAUCUGCCACAGCUUGAAUCAAUCCAAGAUCUGAGCAACCUCACCUCUCUUGAAGAUUUACAAAUUUCCAAAUGCCCAAGGAUCAAAUCAAUUCCAAGUCUCAGCGGCCUCACCUCUCUUCGAAACUUGAAGAUCGCUGAUCUGCCACAGCUUGAAUCAAUCCAAGAUCUGAGCAACCUCACCUCUCUUGAAGAUUUACAAAUUUCCGAAUGCCCAAAACUCAGAUCCCUGCAAACCCUGCCAUCCUCACUUCAGUCUUUACAAAUUACAGAUUGUCCACUGCUUAUAAAACGAUGGAAAAGUGUUACGGGAAAAUAUUCCUCAAAGAUUGCUCAAAUUCCUAAAGUUGUAAUAGAUGGCAAAUUCAUCUACAAUUCAAAGGAGUACGAAGUUGAUAAUUGGAGCUACUUUCCCUAAUUUUCCUAAUGGCACAGAUACAUCUAAUUUCAUCAAAGCUGAUGAUCAACAAGAAUCUCUCAAUGGUGGUUUGUCCAGGGAAGGAACAUUUAGAGGCAGAAGUUGAAAUAUAUUCCAUUGAAUUGAUUUGAAGCUUAUCUAUUUCAAUUUAGGACUGCUAUGCUUAGAUUCAAUGUUGCAGAAAUCAUCGGAAAGGCUUAAAAUUUUCAUUCUCUAACUUCAUUCCGCCAAUUGAUGAGAGCAAAACCUAGUAAUGGACUUCUAUAUAUCUUGCUGAAGCAGAGCAACCAGUAAAUUUUCACCUUAUGCAAAUAUUUGACUACAACAAAAUUCUGAGCUAUCAACAAUAUUUUCAGAUUGAAGUUUACUAAGCAAGAAGCAAGUAAAAAAUAUUUCUCUAGUUUCAGAAGUAGAGGAUGGCAUUUUAAUCUUAUAAAUUGAAAGUGGUUCCUCUGUUUCAAAACUUCUCUACUUUGUCAUCUCAUAGAUUGUCUCAACUUUUGUGGUUCCAAGGUAAUCAAAAGUGCCACUGUCUCCAACUUAGACAAGCAACCGUUAGAACCUAAUCCUGGCAUGUCUAAGUUUUCCGGAUCUAAACUUACUGCAUGUCUGCUUGCUGAAAUUCGAAUACUGAGAUUGUAUCUUCUAGCUGUUGCAACGGUUAAUCAAGCAGCAUUUUUCCUGCUUAUGUAAUCCCACACUUAAAUUAACAUUGCAGAGAUCGUUGUAGGGCUUAAAGUUUUCCUCCUCCAACUUCAUGUGAAUACUGAAUGAAUUUCGAGAUGAAAUCAACACAACUUCAAGAGAGUUCCAUGUCACCUUUGAUAAAAGACUUGAAUAAGAAGUUCAGCUUAUGACAUUUUUCCAGUAGUUUGUGAUCAAUCAGUUUCUAUGAUGGUAAGGCAUUUUGAACGUUGAUAACAUAUUCUCGUACAUUUUUUAGAUAUUUGAAAUAAUGAAAAGUUCACGUCUUUUCUGCAGAAAUUGUGAGAGUAAAAAUUUUUAAAAUCACAUCUUCCAAACUUUGAAGAUUAGGAGGUGUUCUGUAUAUAUAAUUCACCAUAAAAGGAUUGCUAAAUUUUAUAAGUUCCAGUCCUUACUAGAUCAACUAAACGGUCUCACAUCUCUUAAGUAAGUUCAUAAUAGGAUUGCUCUCAAAGGCACGCAAUAUUUAUACUUGUUCGUUGUUACUUGACAACUUGUUAAGCAAGAUGAUGUUGUUUAAUUUCCUCUACAAUUCUGGUCCAGCUACAAUCAGUUUGCAGUUUCUUUUUCUCGCUGUGCAAUAUUAUUUUUUGCCUUUCAGUUUGGAUGGUCUCUUUUGCUGUUUUGUGUUUGACGUUGACUGCUUGGGCCGAGGUGUCUUUCUAUUUUCAUAAAUUUAUUGGUAACCGAAGAAACUUUUUCAGCUUAGGAAUAUUCCAAUAUUUGGGAUUCUAAAUAAAGUAAAUUCUUCAUUUCUUGUUUCAUUUUUCAAUUCCUGAGAUGAUCUUUCAACAACUGAUUAGAUAAUCUUAUGAUUUGUUUUUUUGUGAGUUUUGAAUUCAGGGGAGGAACAUUUAGAGGUAGGAGUUGAAAUAUUUUCCAUCUAAUUGAUUUGAAGCUUAUCUUGUGCAAUUUAGGUUUACUUACUCAAUAUAGACAACACAAUGCACGACCCCUAUAUGCGUGGAUUCAGUGUUGCAAGAAUCAUUGGUAAGGCUUAAAAGUUUCUUUCCCUAACUUCAUGUAAGCAUAUUCAACACUGUAUCCUUUAUUGCGCUUUUAUUCUGGAAAAACAUGUCUCCUUUAUUUGAAUGUUUUAAUAUUCAAGGUGAAUCUUGAAAGAAUUUCGAGAUGAAUUCCACACAACUCCAGGAGAGUUACGUGUCACUUUGAAUGAAAGGCUCAAAUAAGAUGUUCAGCUUAUGACAUUUCUGUAAUAACUUGUGAGUAAUCAGUUUCUAUAGUGAAACUGCGGGAGUGAAAAUUUCUAGAAUCACAUCUCACAUACUUUGGAGAUUAAAAGAAAAGGGAAGACAGGGCAAAAAAUCUCCUGAAGCAAAUUGAUGAGAUUAAACACAUUACAUCGCUUCAAAUAUUUGUGAUAUGGUUACAGGGUUUGAAAGUUAAGCACACAAACAGCAACACGACUGCAAAAAAGGGAGAAAAUAUAAAAAGUUUUAAAGAAUAAACCACUAGAUCAUUGCUUCACAAACUUGAGGCUCAUCGUGUCCCUAUGACAUUGUAAACUUAAUGUGAUGAUAAGAGGAAUGUGAUGCUGGUAGGGCAACAAUGUAGGUAAAGGAAAUAUACUGAAGCAGCAUGACAUCGACUCCAAUCGUGGAUCGAAGAAAGCCAAAUAAAAAAAAAAAGAAAACACUCUAAAAUCCCAUCUCUUGAACUUGUGGAGAUCAAAAAGUGUUAUCCACUUGUACAUUUUGUCAAAGAAGUUUGGAGAAAGAAAUAAAAGGGAAGUCAAAGUAGCUUCAACAGGAUACAUGGCAAGAAUUUUUCUGGGUAAACUGGAUAAGAUUAAAAGACUUGAUUCGCCCACUAUUUUAAUUAUGAUGAUCUAGGCACACAAUUGGAAAAAUUAAGUUCACUAACAUCAAACAGCUAUUGACUUGGAGAAAAUCUAAAAACUGUUAAGGCCACAAAAUGCAGUUGCAGGGUGCUACAGACCUGGAGUUUUGCCUUGAAGCUGCUGUUCACUGCUGCUGGAUUAGUGGUAUCAGGAUGUCUGCUGGAGAUUUUAAUGUGUUUGGGGAUGAAAUACAUGCUGAAGAUGUGGUACUGGGUUGGCUCUUCCUCGCUGCUGCACUCCUGUUACUGGACUAAUACUGGAACAAGAAAUCUGGAAUUUAUGUUCCACUGUGUGGUGAAUGUGAGACAAAUUUUUUUGUUCCUGAUUGCAUAGUGAAUUGAAGACAAAAUUUUUUGUCCUUAAUUAUGUAGUAAAUUGAGAACAAACUUUUUUCCUUGA